Dunckerocampus dactyliophorus (ringed pipefish) is the source of this 8789-nucleotide messenger RNA. RefSeq names its product vasorin-like. Gene Ontology annotation, molecular function: protein binding. The record is from RefSeq and is a predicted model, not a curated record. The transcript has 2 exons. NCBI's taxonomy places the organism in Eukaryota, Metazoa, Chordata, Actinopteri, Syngnathiformes, Syngnathidae. Bases 4939 to 7062 code for a protein of 707 amino acids.
UGCAUGUUGUUGUUAACACGCACGCACACAAUCAAACACGAAUAAUAGAACAAAGUCAUGCUGCGUGGAAAGACGUUUAGAAAAUGCAAAUAUUAGUGUUGCCUGUGUAUCGGAGUUGGAGAUCACAUCUUCACCUUCACGUCUGCUUUCACCGGGGGGUCUCGAACGUGUGUGUGAUUGGCUGCAAGGCCACACGGGGAACAAACCCACUAAUUCCCCUUCAGUCACCUCCAACCAUGCUUUAUUGUUGAGUAGCCUAGUGUAGUUUCCACAUUCUUUCAACACAUUUCAUUGAAAGGAUUAGCUGCACACGUGUAGUUAGGUUACAACUCCAAUACUGUACUCUGGUUUUGAUUACUCGAGUAAAGUUUGACUAAGAUUCAGUGGGACAAUUUAGACAUGUACUAAGGAAGUGAUGAGGAACGUCAUUUUUUUGCUGGGAUAGAGUUUUUGAUUGGACUAAAAGCAAUAUUAAUCCUACAAAGACUAACAAUAAAAGCAGUGUGUAAAAAUAUGACACAAAAAAAACAAGUAGGCUUAUUGGACAAGCGGCAUCGAAAAUGGAUGGAUGGAUGGAUGGUUGAUUUAAGUUUUGAUGACUGGGUUAUCUUUCAAAAUCAAUAGGGUUCUUGAUUUGACACACUGCAAAAGUUUGAUGAGUUGAGGAUUUAGUGACAAAUGCCACAGGUAGGAGAUAGGUGAUGCAUGGUCUCAGUUUACUUCCGGUGGUAUGUCAUUCAAAACCAAUAGGUUUCUAGAUCUGACGCAACAAUACUUCUAUGACGUUUAAGAAAGACUUAGUGGAACAAUUUAACUAGUACAAGUGAGGUGAUGAACAUGUACUGCUUUUACCUUUGAGCUCUUGGCUGGGUUGUCUUUCAAAAUCAGUAGAGUUCAUUAUUAUAUUAUUGACAGAUAGAUAAGACUGAAAAAGACUCCCAGUGGAUGAUUAGUUGACAUCGGUCCAGAUUCACGCUCCUGAAGAUCUUCUAGUGUCUUUGUUGUAUACAAUUCAAAAUCAAUUGGGUUCUUUCUCAGACACAAAUGUGAAGGAAAUCCUGACUGUGACACUGCAGUGUACUCUUUCAUUACACUUGAUGAACUACACUUCUAUUUUAACAGUUCUUUUAUCCUGUGUGGUACAUUGUGGUUGUCUACCACCAUGUAUUUGUAAGUGGACUAUGUAAAGCAGGGGUUCUCAAAUGGUCUCAAUCUGGGACUCACAUUUUCCAAUGGUCAUUAAACCGCGACCCACUUUUAUUUAAGUCAUUAUUAUUUUUAUCUAUUUUUAUUUUUUACAUUUUUUAAAUUUCACUCACGACCACAAAAUCAGAUAUUUCACUUUUACCAAUGUCACUAAAAUAGUCCUCAAUUUUACUUGAAAAUAAAAAUGUUAAAAAGUCAGACAUUGGUUGGCUAUUGCAUACUUUGUCAUUUUCGACAUGCUGUCUGUGACCCAUCCAGAAAAGAUCCGCGACCCUCUUUUGGGUCUCAACCCACAAGUUGAGAACCACUGAAAAGCCAUACAUUCAGACUGUGCAGGUGUACCUAAUGUUAUGUCCAGUGAGUGGCUGAGGGGGUGUAUGGGCUGAGAAAAGCAAAGAAAGGUACAGACAGUCGGGCAUGGAUCUUAGAGGGAAGCAAACAUUCCUGACUCGCUGCCUCAGCAAUUUAAUUAAGGUUUUUUUUGGGGAGAUGCUGUGAGGUGAACCCCUCACCCCCCGCCCCACCCUUUGGUCCCAGCUUGGACUAAUCCUGACGGGGUCAUCUCAUAAGUGCUGAGGGGGGUCACAGCACCAUGACAACUAAAGCUGCCCAAUCAGGGAGUUAAUAAGGCAAGUAAGGAAGUUAAAAGGUAGAAGGUGAAGACGAUGCUUGUCUCAUUUAGUGUGUGUGUGUGUGUGUGUGUGUGUGUGUGUGUGUGUGUGUGUGUGUGUGAGAGAGAGAGAGAGAGAGAGAGAUUAGAAUCUUCAUCGUCCACACGAAGUAAAAUCCUCCUUCUCUUAGUGGCCUUUAAGUGUGGCCCAUGGGGAUCUGAUGCGACACACACAUACAGUCAAUAUAAACACAUCAUUUUCAUAAUGUUACAACUUUUUCUUAAAAAAAACAAAAAAAAACUACUUUAUUCUCUGGAGAUUUCUACCUUUCUCGCCUAGAUUGCGAACACAUUCUAAAAACUUCAACUUUUCACUCCUAGCAGUAAAACUCCACAUUAUUCUUGUAACAUUAGUACUUUUUUUUGUAUUAGUACAAUUUUAUCUUGAUAACACUAGAGCCUUUUUCUUAAGAUAUGACUAUUUUAAUUACGUUAACUUUCUGAUAAGGUAAGACUUUUGGUGUAGUUUACAAAAUAUUACUUUUUCAACAAUAAAAACCCUCAAAUCAGUGUAAAAUUACUACUUUUUUGUAGUUUUGCAACUUCAUCUUCAUAAUACAACUUUUUUAAAGAAAAUUUGACUUUAACAUUGCAACUUUUCUUGUAGUACAAGUAUUUAUAUAACAUAGUAUUACGACCUUAUUUUUCUAAUAUUAUGACUUUUAUCUUUGAACAAUAUGACUGUAUUCCAUCCAUCAGUCUUCUACCGCUUAUCCAAGAUAGGGUCACGGGGACAGCAGCCUAAGCAGGGAAGCCCAGACUUCCCUCUCCCCGGCCACUUCGUCCAGCUCCUCCCGGAAGAUCCCGAGGCGUUCCCAAGCCAGUUGAGAGACUCUCCAAUGUGUCCUGGGUCUUUCUCAAGGCCUCCUACCAGUUGGACAUGCCCUGAACACCUCCCCAGGGAGGCGACCGGGAGGCAUCCUUAACAGAUACCCAAGCCACCACAUCUGCCUCCUCUCAAUGUGGAGGAGCAGCGGUUCUACUCCCGAGUUUCUUCCAGUUGACAGUGCUUCUCACCUUAUCUCUAAUGGAGAGCCCAGCCACCCUACGGAGAAAACUCAUUUUGGCUGCUUGCACCUGCAUUCUUGAUCUUUCGGCCACUACCCAAACCGCAUGACAAUAGGUGAGGGCAGAAACGUAGAUUGACUGGUAAAUUGAGAGCUCUGCCUUUUGGCUUAGCUCCCUCUUCACCACAACCGACCGAUGCAGAGUCCGCAUCACUGCAGACGCUGCACCAAUUUGUCUGUCGAUCUCAAACUCCAUCCUUCCCUCACUCGUGAACAAGACACAGAGGUACUUAAACUCCUCCACUUGGGGCAAGAGCUCAUUCCCGACCCGAAGAUGAUACUCCACACUUUUCCGGGUGAGAACCAUGCACUCUGACUUGGAGGUGCUGAUUUUCAUCGCGGCCGCUUCACACUCGGCAGCGAACUGAUCCAGUGAGAGUUGAAGAUCACGGCUCGUUCAAGCCAGCGGGUCCACAUAAAGCAGAGACCCAAUCCUGCAGCCACCAAACUGGAACCCAUCAACGCCCUCGCUAAACCUAGAAAUUCUGUCGAUAAAUGUAAUGAACAGAUGAACCAGGCAACAAAGGGCAGCCCUGGGGCAUUCCAAGCCUCACUGGAAACGGCAGACUUAUUGCCGGCAAUGCGAACCAUACUAUGACACGCAGCGUCAUACAGCGAACGAACAGCCUGAAUUAGGUCUUCUGGGACCCCAUAUUCCCUGAGUAGUCCCCACAGAAUUCCUCGAGGAACACGGUCAAAUGCCUUUUCCAAGUCCAUAAAACACAUGUUGACUGGUUGGGCAAACCCCCAUGCACCCUCAAGAACCCUGCCGAGAGUUUAGAGCUGGUCCACAGUUCCACGACCAGGACGAACACCACACAGCUCCUCCUGAAUCAAAGAUUCAACUAUCCGGCAGAUCCUCUUCUCCAGAACCCCUGAAUAGACUUUACUAGAAAGGCUGAGAAGUGUGAUCCGACAGAACAAGGGGUGUAACGUUUCGUUUUAAGAACGAUUAGAUUUGUAUCAUGAUUUAUGGUACCAACAGGAUUCAGGGACGAUAUUAGUUCAUUUAGAAUGAUACGAUCCUAAACGAUUCAGUAACUUUAAAUUGAUUCAGUAACUUUUUUGCCAAAAAUUCAACCAGUGCGACUUUGAAACAAAUACCUGGAUGAUGCCGUCACUGCUGCUGGACCGUAAACUACCUUCUAGAGGCGUACAAAAUGUCCUUACUUUGCAUAUUGUCCCCAUAAAGCAGUUUCAAACAAGACCAGGGGAGUUAAAUAUGAAUACUGAAUAAAGUGAAUGAACCUUACCAAAAGAAGAAGCAAAUCAACUGUAUUUCACAGGUCCACUACAGCUUCCAUGACCAUAUUUAUAGGAAUAUAAAUCAAUGCAUCGAUAUAGUGAAUGAAUCUUUACACCCCUAGUUGGAACACACCCCUUAAGAAGGGGGACCGCCACCCCUCUCUGCCAGUCCAGAGGCACCGCCCCGGAUGUCUGCGAUGCUGCAGAGUUGCGUCAACCAAGACACGCCCAGAGCAUCCAGGGUCAGAGUUUGACAACCUUAGCAACCUCAGCCCCAGAGAUAGGAGAGCCCACCAUGGAGUCCCCAGGCACUGCUUUCUCAUUGGAAGACGUGUAUAUGACUAUAUUAUAUUAAAAUGUUUUUGUUGAAUAACAUGACUGCUAAACAGUGAUUUCAUGUUUCAUUCAAACUGCCACUUAUUUCCAUGUUAGAAUUCAUUAUUAUGGUUAAGAAGUGCUGAUAUUGGCCCCCUUGUAGACUUGAUAAUGUUGUUUGCAUGGUGGCUUUCGGGCUAUGGCUAAACGUGGUUUCAGUUUUCAGGCUCAGGUUCCACGUUUACAUGUCGUCCUGACACCACAGGAAUUCUACAUUGACUGGCCUGAGCCUCUGCACGCUCACCAGAGGGGAACCUCUUUCUUUCUUUCUCUUAGAACUCGACCCCUAUGCCUCCUCCCUCCAAGGGCGGCUUGAGGCCUCGACACUCCUUUUGUAAGCCAUGAAGUGUGUCUAGUUCCAGGCCUGGAAUUACCAUGUUGCCUCACCUCCUCCUACUCUUCCUCGCCUUCUCUCUGGUUUCAUCCUUCGAGUGCCCAGCAGAUUGUUCUUGUCAAAGCCAGAGCACAAUAUUUUGCAUCAAUCGACGAUCCAACACGGUUCCCCGUGUCCCAGCCAGCACGGUGAAUCUCUACAUCUUUCAAAAUGGCAUCAACGCUUUGACCCAAAAUGACUUCACAGGUCUGGUGGAGUUGGAUAUGAUCGAUCUGAGCCAGAAUGAGCUGGGAGAGGUUCCGGAUGGUGUAUUCAAGAUGCUGUCGAAGCUUAAGAACUUGGAUUUGUCCUCUAAUGUCAUUACUCACAUUUUCAAAGACAGCUUUUCUGGGUUGGUCCAGCUGGAGAGACUGUAUCUUCAUCAGAAUCUCAUCCAGAGCAUCCACCCUGAAGCUUUUCAAGGUUUAGAAAUGCUACUGGAACUCAAGCUCCAAGGGAACAAACUCACCUCCUUGCCAUCCCUUCAGUUACCCCGACUUCUGCUUCUUGACCUCAGUUACAAUAACAUCCCAAACUUGGGUGUUUCAGACCUCCAGACUCCUCACUUGGAAGCCCUUAAAAUGGCUUCUCUUGGGCUUGCCUCUCUGGAUGAUGACCUCAUCGCCUCCCUGGGAAACCUCCAUGAGCUCGACAUCUCCAUGAACCAGAUUGCAGAGGUUCCCCAUGCACUUAAGCAGGACUCCCUCAAGGGUUUGAUCAAGCUCAACCUGGCUGCCAAUCAAUUGGGUGAGCUCAGAAAAGAGGACUUUCAGAAACUCAUUGGGCUCCAAGAAUUGGACCUCAGUGGUGUUAAUCUUCAGGGAUUUCCCCAAGACUUUUUCCAGUCUUUCCCCAGGCUGACAUAUCUGGCAGCAGCUGAGAACCCAUUCAACUGUUUGUGUCCACUAGCGUGGUUUCCAGGGUGGCUGCACGAGAAAACUGUUAAUCUGUUGAGGCCUGAAGAGACCAGGUGCCACUUUCCUCCAACUAAUGCUGGUAAGAGACUUUCAGCACUGGAGCACAAGGAUUUUGGAUGUCCACCAGCCACAACUUUUCUGAUAAAGUCUCCCAGUGGGAGUACUGCUGCUCCUCAGGUUCCUACCACAUCCCCAGAAACAACCCAUACCAAUGCUAUACUCCCUCCUCCACCACCAAGUGGACAAACCCUGGACUCAAAGACAGACAUACUACCAUCAGAAUCUCCUGCGUCCCCAAGCUCCACAAGUGGUGAAUAUGAGCAGCACAUCUGUCCAGCAAACAUAUGUCUAAAUGGGGGCACUUGUAAUUUUGACCCAAUGGGACAACUGGGCUGCUUGUGUCCUUCAGGAACAUCUGGACUCUAUUGUGAAAACACUGACAAUGUUCCUGAGCCACCAAAACCUUCAGCAACGGAGAUGUCCAUGGCAGCCCCCACAAUUCUUGCAAAACUCAAUGCCAUCAGCUCACGCCAGGUGACCUCCACAUCUAUCCUUCUUGACCUGCACCGGUUUAUCAAAACACGGCCGAACAUUCGCGGCAUCAGGCUGACUUAUCGGAAUCUCUCAGGCCCUGACCGCCGUCCCAUCAUAUUGAGUGUUCCGGCAUCCUACCCCGAGUACACCCUGCGUGGACUGAUACCCAACUGUACCUACUCAGUCUGCGCCAGUCCCCUUGGUGAGAGAAUGAACUCCAGGGCUAAUAGUUCAGUAGAAACGGGGUCUUGUACAGAAGCUCAUACUGCUGGGGUUCCACUUACAUCCUUAGAACCUAGAGUGGAGACACAGAGCUCACUCACAUAUACUCUCAUACCCGCCGUUGCUGCUCUGGCGCUGGUGCUGGUCUUGGCUUUGGUGGCAGGUAUGAUCAUCUGUCUCAGGAAGAAAAGUCAGAGCAAGGCGGGGAUGGAGCUGGAACUGGGUCCUGCAGAUCCUGACGACCCGACAGAAGUUGAGGGCAUCAAGGUGUGUCCGGAAAAUGGGGGAAACGGGACACUACCCCAUAAACAAGCGGAGCUCGACCACUGUCACACGACACAGACACUGCCAUCCUUGCAACAAAAUGGUAUCUUAGACUAUGAGGUGCCUUUGAUGCAAGGACACUCACCAUCAAAUAACAAUCGAUCAUCUCUAAAGGCCUCAUAUUUCUGAAAUGAAAUAAUAUUCAAAAUUCAGUUAAGGUCUGCGUAGCGGUUUAGCAUCCUAACCAUUCAUUCCAAUCCGAGUGUGGCACUUAUUCUUUGCUUCCAAAACUGACUGGAUUGUCCAUUUCAGAGAAUGAUAAAGUAGCAAUUACAAUUGUAGCGUAUUGGAAAUGAGCUAAACCACUGCGGGACAACAAGCGGGUUGUGUUUUUUUUAAUGGGUUUGACAGUGAUGAGACCCAAAAAAGUGCAAUUGACGAGAAAAGUCCUUGCAGCAUGGACACAACCAUUGACCAUGGUUUGUUGAAUGAGAUGCAAAUCUUAUGCUGGAUUUGGAAGUGAACUGGAGGAAAUCGCAGCUAUAAAUAACAAGAAGCUAGACCGUAACUGAAAUGACUUAUUAAUACUACUUUUCAGUGUCUCCAUCACAAACUGCAAUAAGACUGAUGAUCAGAUGACGAUAAAGACAUUUUGUGGAGCUAAACUUCCAAAGCAUGCCAACUUGGAUCCUUCACUGUCAACAGAUCCAUCCAUAAUUCUACACACAUCCAUUCGCUUUUGGCUCAGUGAGAGCUAAAUUUGCUGUGAAAGAUAAAUGGAUUGAAUGAGCAGCCACCUAGUCUGCCCACAUUUUCAUAUGCCAUGACAGGAAGGCUGUUUAGUCUGGCUGAUGUCAAAUCUUUGUUUUUUGUCAUAUGUAUUUGUGCCCCAUUCAGUAUUGUCGUCAAAGCCUACCGAAAAGUCAUUAAGGAUUCAACCAUUGUAGAAAUUCCAAGGUUGGUAAACAAUGAAAAACUUGUAUCUUGGACUCAGGUAAUCAUCAAACGUGGACAAAACAAGAUGUUUUUGACUGUUUAGAUCAAGGGUGUCUUUUUUUUUUUCCCACCUUACGCUUACAGAAAAAUCAAAAGAUGUGGGGCCCCUUGUAUGUAGCAGUAUUGGGCCCACACUGAAAAAAAACCCAUAAUAUUCUCUGUAUUUUCAGAUAGGCUAAAUGCUCAUCCUGAUAUUUUAUCAUGUAUUUGAUGAGUGUCUCUGAACUGUAAAAAAAUCUGAACCAGAUAAAGUUUAAAUGGUUUACAGCAGUGUGCCAUAAGACAUGCAAAGGUUCCUUUUUAAAAAACACUCAUAAAACAUGAGGCUACAUCUUAAUUACAGAUGAAUUGCAAUUAAAGCAACAAAAAGAAGUUUCAUCAGGUUUUCCACAACACUGUCCACUCUCUGCCCGCCAUCCAUUCUUCACUACAAAGUAAACACAAGACAUAUCUGCCCCUCCAUUAACAAAUCAACUGGAAGACUUUGUGUUGUGUUGCUGGACUGCCAGCAGCUGUUUGCAACAUGCUUGCAUGUUUUGUAUUGUGUCUCCGUUUGUCAAAAAGUCAAAAUAUUUAGUUGUUUUUUUUUUUUUUUUUAUGUGUUUGCCAGAAAAUUAUGCAGACAAAAAAGGACAGUAUUAAAAAGACUCAUUUUUCUAUAAAACUGUGUCGUCUCUUAUAUGAAAAAAAUGGUAGCCAUGCUGCUUAUAACUUAUUUUAAUAAGUCAUUUCAAGGUUCUUUAAAUGUGGGUGUGUGGUGAAGUAAUGAAACUUGUACCGUUUGUUAGAUGCUACAUUAUUGCAUUUUAUUCGUUCAAACACAAAAAGUUACAAUAAUUUUGUAUAUGCUUUGUCAAUUUAUGUACUUGUAUAACCAUACUGUGGUCGACCGAUAAUACUGAAUUACUACUACAAAUAAA